Molecule: messenger RNA, 2327 nt
Organism: Verruconis gallopava
Lineage: Eukaryota; Fungi; Ascomycota; Dothideomycetes; Venturiales; Sympoventuriaceae
Exons: 5
Coding region: 1-2085 (694 amino acids)
Source: RefSeq, a predicted model, not a curated record
AUGGAUUUCGGCCACUUCCUCUCGGUGAGGGGGCGAAAGCCAGCAGUCAAGAGUCUCCCUCACAGGAAUGGCGACUCUCGAGGCCAUCUACCACUGAUAUCGUCACCUUUAAACGCGACCGAAGACAUCGUUUCUGAACUUGCAGAUUCUCCCGACCAGGACAAAUACAAGUCGCGAAGACCUAAAAGCUUUGACACCAUCUCAACGACGAGUAGUGGCAACCCCAACAUCUACAAGUCCCACCAUGAAGCCAGCACGAUCGAGCUGUUCUACGACCUGUUCUUCGUGGCGAACCUGGCGUACUUUACGGCGAUGCAUCAGCACGUCGAUGCUCCGUCCGUUCUCAAUUACUUGAAGCUAUUCACGCUGAUGUGGUUCACGUGGCUGUCGACAAUACUGUACGACGUGCGUUUCGUCGCAGACUCCGUGUACAACAGAGUGUGCAAGUUGGUGCACUUUGGGGUCAUGGCCGGAUUUGUCUUUGCGGGACCUGUGUUUGAUAAGUACGAUAAGGCAGUGGACCAAAGAUACUAUAAGGCGUUCGCGCUGGUCUUGUUCGUGUCCAGGAUCGUUAUUGCGGUACAGUAUAUCGUGGUUAUGUGGCAGAGCAGACGGUUCAAGAAAGCUCUGCUUCCACUGGGCAUGACGGCAGCCGUGUACAUCACAACGGCGGUCCUGUACUUGAUCACCCAUUUCUCAUUCCCAAGUGCAGGCCCUAUCCUGUGGUACGAGCUGUUUGUUUGGUUCGUCCUGUCCAUUGGAGAAGGUGUCGCCACCAUGCUCAUCGCAAUCUUCUUUAGAAUCAUAAGCUUCAAGUACACGCAUCUCGUUGAAAGGAUGGGUCUCCUCUCACUGAUUCUUAUGGGCGAAGGUAUCAUCGGGAUGGUUAAGUCCGUUUCGUGCGUAACCAAGGGACAGGUGACGAACAGCGGCGCGGAGAUCGGCACAGUCGUUUCGGCCAUCAUCCUCAUCUACCUGAUCUGGAUCCUGUACUUCGAUGCCAUCGAUCACCAUCGGUUCGGAACAAUCAGACAGCAGAUCUGGGCGCUGCUGCACUACCCCCUGCACAUUGCUAUCCUCCUGACCGUCGAGGGAAACACUGCACUCAUCGUGUGGAACAGCGUCGUACAAGGAUUCAAAUUUGUCUGGGCACGUCAGCCUCAACCUGCAGACGCUCCCGGGACAAACUUUGCGUCCAGCCAGGACUUUAUCAACUUCAUUAACGCGUCCAUGGUCGCUAUCGACAAGCAAUUCUCAUCCAGCAAGUGGAGCGUCGAGUACCCGUGGCGAGGCAAUUUGACGGCGUUGGCAAACAUUUCGAGUACGUAUCCGUUCAAGUCUGCCGAAUGGAACAACGCCACAGCCGCUAUCGUGAACAGAAUGUUCACGUCAGCAAAGCUCUUUAUCGUCACGUCUCAUAAGGAGACGAUGGACAAGAUAGUUGCCAUUAUGCCGACCAUCACGGACGACCAGGCGGCGUUGAAUUCAAUAUAUGGAGUCUUCGAUAUCGUGGUGCUAUACUUCUACGUUUGUGCCGGUGGCAUGCUGCUGAUCCUCGCGAUCAUGUAUUGGUUUGGGAAGCUGCACAAAACCAAGUACGAAUUCGGUGAAAUGAUCAACCGGACAAUCAUGGGCUUUGUCAUUCCCGUGGUCGGGGUCACAGCGUCGUUGACGAACAAGUCUGAGACGGGUUUCAAGUUUGUCGCGAGCAACUGGCUCAUCCCGACAGUGAUGCUAGGCUUUCUGAUCGUCGUGGUUCUAGACAAUGUCAUCUUGACCGUCGCUCACCUCACAGACAAGCACCGCAAGCGUUCGAGCCGCUGGUCCGGAGGCACAUACGUGCGGUCUCCGGAUGCCGAAGACGACGAUGACACUACAAAUCUGGUUGACGGGUCCAAGAUCCGGCUGGCCGAGCGUGACACCGUCUCUUCGACGUACAGCCGCGACACCGCCUAUGAGCCAUACGACACGUAUGCCGCCCAAGUCAGCGUAUCAGACAACCAGCGUGGGACUUCUGGAACUGAAGGGUUGAGUAGAGGUACCUCGCCGCAUCGGCAACAGAUUCCGAUGUCCAUGGUGAUGUAGAACAAACUUCCGGUCGGGCCACAACAGAAGCGGACAUGCGGCUUGUGCGGCGACGAAGUCGAAUGUACUCGCAGCAUCAGAUCAACAAGUGCCAUGGCCGUGCGGCGGACGCGAGGCUCAAUCAGUGAAGCUAAUUGCCUUUGACUCGAAGCGUGGUGCGACACAUAACAGUAGAUAGCGCGACGAGGUGACUAUCCUUAACAGGUGUUCGAUGCAAGCAAUGGCGAAAUGGCAAUCCUGAG